AUGCUUUCUCACUGCCAAAUCGAAUUGGGUGGCAAAGUUCUUUCUAAACGCCGCUUCAAUCCCGAAUUCAAUAUGACCUUUGAGGUGUUAAAGUUUCUGCAGUCUGCGCACAGCAACGGGAUUUUGACUUGCGAAGGUUUCUUUUCGUUGGAACCUGUUCAGUUGACGAUAUUGAAACAGCUGCUGUCCGAUUUCGAUGUCACAGUGGUCUAUGUGUACCGGAGUCCUUUACCAAAGAUGCUUUCGCAAUGGCGUUUCGCCAGCAAACACGAAUCUAUACGAGAGGGCCUUGCAGAAUACUUUUGGACUUCCAGCUGGAACCAGGCAGCAGAUAUCGACAAAUUUAUUGAUGCGUUUGGGCGCGAACACGUGCGCAUUCUGGACUAUGAAGGCGUGUUGCUUGCUGGGGAGAACUUGGCGAAUGUCGCUCUUCAAGUUGUUUUUGGAAACAGUUCAGCGUUGGAGCUUCCAAGCGACAACAUUGUGAACCCUUCCGAAGUACCCACGUACUAUCACAUACGGUCUGUGUUUGGAUACUUUUCAAGCUUUGUGCGCGCUAAGUAUGGGUGCAAGGUGGUGCGGAACAUUUCAUUCAACUACUAG
Durusdinium trenchii is the source of this 603-nucleotide messenger RNA. The record is from the annotation of a GenBank genome assembly. NCBI's taxonomy places the organism in Eukaryota, Dinophyceae, Suessiales, Symbiodiniaceae.